Molecule: messenger RNA, 4532 nt
Organism: Dendronephthya gigantea
Lineage: Eukaryota; Metazoa; Cnidaria; Anthozoa; Malacalcyonacea; Nephtheidae
Product: adhesion G protein-coupled receptor E2-like
Exons: 31
Coding region: 393-4463 (1356 amino acids)
Biological process (GO): cell surface receptor signaling pathway; G protein-coupled receptor signaling pathway
Cellular component (GO): membrane
Molecular function (GO): calcium ion binding; G protein-coupled receptor activity
Source: RefSeq, a predicted model, not a curated record
ACGAAUGUACGUCAGAGACUGGGUUGUGUCAUUCUCAAGCCACGUGCAACAAUACUAUUGCAUCAUACACCUGUUCUUGUAAUAAAGGAUUUACAGGAAAUGGGACAUUUUGCAAAGACAAAGAUGAAUGUACGUCAGAGAGUCCAUUGUGUCAUUCUCAAGCCACGUGCAACAAUACCAUUGGAUCAUACACCUGUUCUUGUAAUAAUGGAUUUACAGGAAAUGGGACCUUUUGCAAAGACAAAGAUGAAUGUACGUCAGAGACUGGGUUGUGUCAUUCUCAAGCUACGUGCAACAAUACCAUUGGAUCAUACACCUGUUCUUGUAAUAAAGGAUUUAUAGGAAAUGGGACGAUUUGCAAAGACGAGGAUGAAUGUACGUCAAAAACUAGGAUGUGUCACUUUCAAGCUACGUGCAACAAUACUAUUGGAUCAUACAUCUGUUCUUGUAAUAAAGGAUUUACAGGAAAUGGGACAUUUUGCAAAGACAAAGAUGAAUGUACGUCAGAGACUCGGUUGUGUCAUUCUCAAGCCACGUGCAACAAUACCAUUGGAUCAUACACCUGUUCCUGUAAUAAAGGAUUUAUAGGAGAUGGCACGAUUUGCAAAGACGGUGACGAAUGCAGGCAGGGAACUCACAGAUGUCAUUCUGAAGCCACGUGCAACAAUACCAUUGGAUCAUACACCUGUACCUGUAAUGAGGGAUUUACUGGAAAUGGAACUGUUUGCGACGACAGCGACGAAUGCGUGUUGGGAACUCACAGUUGUCAUUCUCAAGCCACGUGCAACAAUACCAUUGGAUCAUACACAUGUACUUGUAAUAAAGGAUUUACCGAAAAUGCAACUUUAUGCGAUGACAAGGAUGAAUGUACCUCAGAAACUCGGAUGUGUCACUCUCAAGCCACGUGCAACAAUACUAUCGGAUCCUACACCUGUUCUUGUAAUAUAGGAUUUACAGGAAAUGGGACAUUUUGCAAAGACAAUGAUGAAUGUGCCUCAGAGACUCGGAUGUGUCAUUCUCAAGCCACGUGCAACAAUACCAUUGGAUCAUACACCUGUUCUUGUAAUAAAGGAUUUAUAGGAAAUGGGACGAUUUGCAAAGACGGUGACGAAUGCAGGCUGGGAACUCACAGAUGUCAUUCUGAAGCCACGUGCAACAAUACCAUUGGAUCAUACACCUGUACCUGUAAUGAGGGAUUUACUGGAAAUGGAACUGUUUGCGACGACAGCGACGAAUGCGUGUUGGGAACUCACAGUUGUCAUUCUCAAGCCACGUGCAACAAUACCAUUGGAUCAUACACAUGUACUUGUAAUAAAGGAUUUACCGAAAAUGCAACUUUAUGCGAUGACAAGGAUGAAUGUACCUCAGAAACUCGGAUGUGUCACUCUCAAGCCACGUGCAACAAUACUAUCGGAUCCUACACCUGUUCUUGUAAUAUAGGAUUUACAGGAAAUGGGACAUUUUGCAAAGACAAGGAUGAAUGUGCGUCAGAGACUCGGAUGUGUCAUUCUCAAGCUACGUGCAACAAUACCAUUGGAUCAUACACCUGUUCUUGUAAUGAAGGAUUUAUAGGAAAUGGGACGAUUUGCAAAGAUGGUGACGAAUGCAAGCUGGGAACUCACAGAUGUCAUUCUCAAGCCACAUGCAACAAUACCAUUGGAUCAUACAUCUGUACUUGUAAUGAGGGAUUUACCCGAAAUGGAACUGUUUGCGACGACAGCAACGAAUGCAUGUUGGGAACUCACAGUUGUCACACUCAAGCCACGUGCAAAAAUACCAUUGGAUCAUACACAUGUACUUGUAAUAAUGGAUUUACCAAAAAUGGAACCGUAUGCGAUGACAAAGAUGAAUGUACGUCAGAGACUCGGUUGUGUCAUUCUCACGCCACGUGCAACAAUACCAUUGGAUCGUACACAUGUACUUGCAAAGAAGGAUUUGUAGGAAAUGGGAGCCAGUGUGAAGACGUCACAAGUAAUAAGAAUAUAGACUUGGAUGAAUGUGCCUUGAAAAUUCACAGAUGCCAUCCUCAGGCCACGUGCAACAAUACUAUUGGAUCGUACACAUGUACUUGUCACGAAGGAUUUACUGGAAAUGGAACCGUUUGCGACGACAUCGACGAAUGCAUGCUGGUAACUCACAGAUGUCAUUCUCAUGCCUCGUGCAACAAUACUAUUGGAUCAUUCACAUGCACUUGUAAAGAAGGAUUUGCAGGAAAUGGAAGCCAGUGUGAAGACGUCACAAGUAAUAAGAAUAUAGACGAGGAUGAAUGUGCCUUGAAAACUCACGGAUGCCAUUCGCAAGCCACAUGCAACAAUACUAUUGGAUCGUACACAUGUAUUUGCCACGAAGGAUUUACUGGAAAUGGAACCAUUUGCGACGACAGCGACGAAUGCACACUGGGAACUUACAGUUGUCACCCUAAAGCCUCAUGCAACAAUACAAUUGGAUCAUACACAUGUACUUGUCUUGAAGGAUUUACAGGGAAUGGAACCCAAUGCGAAGACGUCACAAGCGAUAAGAAUAUGUACGAGGAUGAAUGUGCGUUGAAAACUCACAGAUGCCACCCUCAAGCCACGUGCAACAAUACUAUUGGAUCAUACACCUGCACUUGUAACGAAGGAUUUACAGGAAAUGGAACAGUUUGCGACGAAUCUCAUCCGAUCUGUCUCUCGACAAAAAGAAAGUCAGAUAACAAUAUGAGCUUUGGUAUUCUUGGUAAAAAAGUUGAAGAGGCAUAUGGACUGAAUGGUGAAGAACAUAAAAAACUUGCACGACAGAUUACUACCGAACUGUCGUGCUUAACAGAUCUUGACACUAUUGAAAAUGGGUCAAACGGAAUGAACCAACUAAAUCUAGCAGAGGCAGUAAGAAUACUUCAAAGAAUAGUUAAUCUAAAUAUUGCGGAUAGAAAUCUCGACAUUCUGACCCCUGCAAACAACAUACUGGAUCAUAGAAAUGCAUUCGCUUGGAGAACCAUGAAGGACGGUAAAUUAAUCCGUGAUCUGGUUGUAACUUUGCAAAAUUAUGGGAUCCAGCAAGGGAAAAUAGCAGGGAACAAUGCAUCUGCUUCAACUAUAUUCCAUAACCGUUCAAACGUACAGCUUCGGAUUAAAUACAUAAACCAAGAUUCCCUAACACAAGAAAGAGGACUUUUUCAAUUUCCGAAUGCAUCAUUCAACCUUUCACCUGAUGCACUUCCGAAAGAUUCUGGUGCUGUGGUCGCCGUCUUUUGGUACAAAACAUUGAACGGCUUUUUAAUGGAGAGCUUAGAUGAAGGUGACAUUAAUGGCGACAUAAACAGCGCAAUUAUUAUUACAAGCGUUAAACCACAACCAAAGGCGCUUUUUAAAAAACCUGUUCGAAUCAGCUGGAACAUAAUUGAAACGGACGAAUUUCAAGCGUGUGCGUAUUGGAAACCGGAAUUGAGUGGAAGUGUGUGGAAAACAGAUGGAUGUGAAAAAAUAAAAGGCGAGUCAAACAGUCGACGGUUUACAUGUGAAUGUCAUCAUCUGACAGCAUUCGCUUUCCGCGAUAUUUCAAUAGACACGACGAGCGAGGGGGGACGAUUGAGUGUUGAUACGAUAUCUAUAAUUUGUUGUUCUGUAUCACUGGUUUGCGUAUUGUCCACAAUAAUCACACAUGCUUUCUGGUGGAAAAGACUCCAUAAGACGGGCACAAUUCCAUCAAAUGUUCUUAUGAAUCUCUGCAUCACUAUUGCUAUGGCAAAUUUGUUUUCUAUCAUCGCGGAGUCUGCGCAGAAUCAUGAGACACUCUGUAUUGCUGCAUCAAUAUUAUUGUAUUGGUGUCUACUCGCUCUAUUUGGAUGGAUGUUAUGUAACGGAAUCAUAAUUUACCUUCAACUUGCGUAUGCCUACUUGGAUCUAGGUUUGGGAAGAAAAUUUCUCCAGGCAUUCUACGUUAUUUCUUGGGGCAUACCGAUAACUGUUGUACUUGUGUUAGCUGCAACUGUCGAAGUAGGUAGUUUUAUAACCCAGAAUUCAAUCAAUGCAUGUUGGUGCCCUAGUGGAGGUGUGCCGUUCUGGAUUUUCAUUGCUACUCUUUUUGCAAUUUUACUGAGCAACUUUGUGAUCUUUAUUCUGCUUUUGCGCCGUGCUUCAUCGUCUGAAUCCAGAGUUACACAUACAAAAGAUGGCACCACAAAUGAAAGAGGCACACUUGGUCUGAAAGGUGCCGCAGUGCAACUUCUGCUUCUCGGAUUUGCAUGGUUAUUUCAUUUACUUGCAUUUCAUCAAGAUAAAAACGUGUUUAAGUAUAUUUUCGCCGUAUUCAACAUCCUCCAAGCAAUAAUGUUGCUUGUUUGUCACGUGAUUUUGAACAGAACGCUUCACGGAGCAAUGGACAGGGAAAAGCAAGAUAAACAUUACGAACUGUCUAAAGGCACUACUUCCCUGAAAAGCGAAGGUGAACCAGAAAAAAUCUCGAUGAAAGCAAUAUCAGUGUAAAGGAUGUGAACUCAUCCUUUAAACGAGCUGCUCUAAACGGAUUUUGUGAAACAGUCUACACUGAAAAGA